AGGCUGAUCUUUUAAUAGAAGGCAUUGCCUGGAGCUGUGGCCGUAAAACAAAACAACUAAAAGCUCCUGGCCAUUGACUAUUAACAUGAAGUUAAAAACAGUUCUAAUCUGUCAUCGAGGUACAUGGCUGGUUAUAUUUUAGAAUUUUAAUUUUAAUAACAAAUUAACUUUAAAAUAGUGAAUAAAAAAAAAAGCCUUUUUAAAAUGGGGCGAAGAUCAAUUAAUACCACGAAAAGUGGUAAAUAUAUGAAUCCCACGGAUCAAGCAAGAAAGGAAGCUAGAAAACAAGAAUUAAAGAAAAACAAGAAACAGAGGCAGAUGGUGAGGGCCGCAGUGCUAAAAGGAAAAGACCCCCAACAAAUUCUCGAAGAAAUGGAGAAAAUUGAUCAAAUGGAGUUCAAUGUAAGUCAGCCAUCACCAUUGAAUGAAAAAGUACUUAAGGAUAAACGGAAAAAACUGAGGGAUACUUUAGAUAGAGUACUGAGUAUGUACUACAAAGAUGACCCAGAAAAAUGGUCGGAUUUGAGAAAAAGACAGACAGAAUAUGAGCAAAAAAGAAACAAACUUGUAUCGUUUUAUGAAUCGGUUAAAACAGCUCAGAGUGUUACAGUUGACGAGAUUCCUUUACCCCAAAUACCACAACAGAUUACUGCAAACACUAUACCAUUGCCCACAGCAGAAAGGAAGCCAGAGGUAGCUAUUUAUUCUAUAGCAACUGCUUUAAAAUUACAAGCUCUUGGACAACCUGUGAGGGAACCUCCUGGAUGUCCACCAGGGUUGCCACCUGAAAUAAACGAUGACGGUGAAGUAGUUGAUAUCUCAAGCAAAACAAGAACCGAAGAAGAAAAAACAGCAGAAGAGAGUACAACAGAGGAUAGCGAUAAUGCUCAAGUUAAUAAACCUACUUCCUUACAACAGAAAAUGGUAGCAUUAUCUGGACAGAACGUGGACGAAUUCAUGAAAGAGAUGGAAAAGAAAAUGGAACAACGUAAGGAUGAAGAUAGUACUACCGCCAAGGCACAAGUUAACAUCGAACCUUUAAUGCCACCUGGUACAAACGAGACUGUUCCCACUUUACCUUCAUUACCAUCAAAUCCACCUCCUACAAUGCCUCCACCUUUGCUAUUUACUGGCACAGGCAUAAGAUUACCUCCAGGCCCUCCACCUGGUAGGCCCUUGAUGCCUCCUGGUCCACCUCCAGGUUUACCUCCCAGGUUGCCUUUGGGAAUACCUACGUCAGGACCUAGGCUUAUUAGGAUACCAGCGCCACCUUUAGUCACAGGGCCUCAAACUAUUCAACAACCCAAACCAAAUGUUUUGUCUGCGGCUCCACAAUUAAUCAACAGAAACGAAUCAACUAAACAGGGAGCAACGAUAUCAGCCAAGCCUCAAAUCAGAAAUCUCAGCGCCGACGUUACUAGGUUCGUGCCGUCCGCUCUCAGGGUGAAACGGGAAGAAAGGAAGAAUAAACCUGUGACAAGUUUAGUUAGGGAGUUGAAGCAGAAGGAGAUGAGUCUGAACAACGCCAUAGCGGCGGGCCAGCACACCAAAGACGACGCCUACAAACAGUUCAUGCAAGAAAUGGAGAACCUAAUGUGAAGGGUUCUGUUUCGAGUUUUGUAUAUAAUACGUUUUUUUUUAAUUUUAAUGGUAAGUUCAGUACGAGAAAAGUUUAUUUUAGGUGGUAAUAAUAAAAUAAAAAGUGUAUAUUUAUA
This is a messenger RNA of Sitophilus oryzae (rice weevil), 1715 nucleotides long. Its product is annotated as WW domain-binding protein 11. NCBI's taxonomy places the organism in Eukaryota, Metazoa, Arthropoda, Insecta, Coleoptera, Curculionidae. Gene Ontology annotation, biological process: mRNA cis splicing, via spliceosome. The transcript is spliced from 6 exons. The record is from RefSeq and is a predicted model, not a curated record. The coding region runs from base 205 to 1599 and encodes 464 amino acids. Gene Ontology annotation, cellular component: spliceosomal complex.